Hevea brasiliensis (rubber tree) is the source of this 1721-nucleotide messenger RNA. Its product is annotated as protein HEAT INTOLERANT 4. The record is from RefSeq and is a predicted model, not a curated record. The transcript is spliced from 14 exons. Gene Ontology annotation, biological process: regulation of cellular response to heat. The coding region runs from base 224 to 1276 and encodes 350 amino acids. NCBI's taxonomy places the organism in Eukaryota, Viridiplantae, Streptophyta, Magnoliopsida, Malpighiales, Euphorbiaceae.
UCUCAACUCUCUAAAAACCCUAUCACCCCGCGUCCGAUCAACGCUUCAAAAAUCCAAAUUAUAGUAUCCGGCUCUCUCUCUCUCUCUGCCCUCAAUUUUUUUUUUCUUCUUUCCUUCAUUUUCUCUCUCUAGAAAAAAAAUCAAAUACGGAUCCACCGCCUUCGAUCCGAACCCUGAAACCCUAUUCCCUUCUCUCUAGAUUUUGUUCUUAUCUACACAAACUAUGCCAAUGAGGAAGGGAGCCAAGAGGAAGAGAGUCCAGAAAGACAAAGAAGAUGAAGCAAAAGCUUCUUCUUCUUCUCAAGAAAAUCACAAGCAGGAAUCCACCAAAGCUCCUACGCGAGCUAAAAGCGUCAAGGCCUCUAAACCCCAACCUGAGCCUGAAUACUUCGAGGAUAAGCGAAACUUGGAAGAUCUAUGGAAGGAAGCAUUUCCUGUUGGGACAGAGUGGGAUCAAUUGGAUUCAGUGUAUCAAUUCAACUGGAAUUUUUCCAACUUGGAAGAUGCAUUUGAAGAGGGAGGCAUUCUACAUGGAAAGAAAGUUUAUCUAUUUGGUUGUACAGAGCCUCAAUUGGUCCCUUACAAGGAUGAACAGAAAGUAAUUUGCAUACCUGCAGUUGUGGCGAUUACGUCUCCCUUCCCUCCUUCUGAUAAGAUUGGAAUUAACUCAGUUCAGAGGGAGUCUGAAGAAAUAGUUCCCAUGAAACAAAUGAAAAUGGAUUGGGUUCCAUAUAUUCCUCUGGAGAAUAGAGAGAGUCAGGUUGACAGACUGAAGUCUCAAAUUUUUAUUUUGAGCUGCACUCAGAGACGGUCUGCUUUGAGACUUUUGAAGAUAGACCGUGUUAAGAAAUAUGAGUACUGUCUGCCUUAUUUCUAUCACCCUUUUAAGGAAGAUGAGCUUGAACAAAGCACUGAAGUUCAGAUAAUUUUUCCAGCAGAACCAAAGCCGGUUUUCUGUGAAUUUGAUUGGGAGUUAGAUGAGCUCGAGGAGUUUACUGAUAAUCUAAUCAAGGAGGAGGAAUUAUCUGAAGAUCAAAAAGAUGCAUUCAAGGAGUUUGUCAAAGAGAAAGUUCGAGAAGCAAAGAAAGCUAACCGAGAGGCGAGGGAAUCCAGGAAAAAGGCCUUGGCAGAAAUGAGUGAGGAAACCAAAAAAGCAUAUGAAAAUAUGAGGUUUUACAAGUUUUAUCCUGUGGAAACCCCAGAUACUCCUGACAUAUCAAAAGUAAAGGCUCCAUUCAUAAACAGGUAUUACGGCAAGGCUCAUGAGGUUUUCUGAUUACAAUCGAGUAGGAGCAGCAUUGACAGAGAAUGCUGUAAAAGUUUGCUUUAGCUGCCAAAAGGUUGAAUUUGAAGAUUUUGUUUACCUCGAAGAAGUUGGGAGGCAUACCUCUGGUGCCCUAUGAUACAUUUCUUUCAUCAAAGCUUUAGGUAUCAUAGUCAAAAGGUGUAAACUCUUAGUAUCAGAAUUUUUAGAUAUAGACAAUUGGAGGUGGCCAUCGCUAUAGGAAGCAUUUUGUAAGAUACAAUGUUGAGGCUUUUGAUAAUUUCAGUGUCUGGUUGAGCUGCAGGUGGUGAAAUUUCCCUGUCUUGCUCGAGUUUAUCUUGAUUUCCCUUGUAUCUCUCUCAAAUCUUUUGUUCUCAUACCAUGUUAUUACUUCUUGUAUGACCAAAAGUAAUACUUGAGAGAAGGUGAAUAAUGGAUUUAGUUUAUUUUUUAAGAA